Messenger RNA from Aplosporella prunicola CBS 121167, 1978 nucleotides. RefSeq lists its product as uncharacterized. Gene Ontology annotation, molecular function: inositol-3-phosphate synthase activity. Gene Ontology annotation, cellular component: cytoplasm. The record is from RefSeq and is a predicted model, not a curated record. The transcript has 2 exons. Lineage: Eukaryota; Fungi; Ascomycota; Dothideomycetes; Botryosphaeriales; Aplosporellaceae. Gene Ontology annotation, biological process: phospholipid biosynthetic process; inositol biosynthetic process. Bases 219 to 1826 code for a protein of 535 amino acids.
CGUGAGUAGCUUCUGCCAAUAUCGUGUGUAUCAUGGAUGAACGCAGUGCUGAUGCCGCCGCCUCCUCCAGCGUCCACCACCCUUUUGCCGGCCGACGCUCUGCGCCCUCUGGUGGAGCAUCGGAAGCCCCGUACAGGAAGUAAACGCAGCCCGGCGCCGUAGCACGCACACACAAGGAAUCAAAGAACCAAAUCAAGUAGCAAGAGAACCGAGUCGCCAUGGCACCGCACGCGGACCAAGACGUCGGCCAGGCGAGGGGUGGUGCAGGAGACGGACGCAGCCGCAGCCAGGAGGAGCUGUUCCUCGUCGACUCGCCCAAUGUCGAGUACACCGACACUGAGAUCAAGAGCAAGUACACGUACCGCACGACGUCGAUCGCGCGCAAUGCCGACGGCCGCAUGGUCGCCACCCCGCGCGCCACCGAGUACGACUUCAAGGUCGAGCGCAAGGUGCCGCGCGUGGGUAUGAUGCUUGUCGGUUGGGGCGGCAACAACGGCACCACCGUCACCGCGGGCAUUAUUGCCAACCGCCGCGGCCUGGAGUGGGAGACGCGCGAGGGCAAGCGCGGCUCCAAUUACUAUGGCUCCAUGAUCAUGGCCUCGACCAUCAAGCUGGGCACCGAUGCCGCCACUGGCAACGAGGUCAACAUCCCCUUCCACCAGCUGCUGCCUAUGGUGCACCCUGACGACCUGGUCGUUGGCGGCUGGGACAUCAGCAAGAUGAACCUUGCCGAUGCCAUGGACCGCGCGCAGGUCCUGGAGCCCACCCUCAAGGGCUUGGUGCGCAAGGAGAUGGCGGCCAUGACUCCCAUGCCUUCCAUCUACUACCCCGACUUCAUUGCCGCGAACCAGGAGGGCCGCGCCGACAAUGUGCUCCCUGGCUCCAAGGCCAGCAUGGCCCACGUCGAGCAGCUGCGCAAGGACAUUCGCGACUUCAAGGCCGCGAACAACCUCGACAAGGUCAUCGUGCAGUGGACCGCCAACACGGAGCGCUACGCCGACCUCGUGCCAGGCAUCAACGACACGGCGGACAACCUGCUCAAGGCCAUUGAGGCGGGGCACGCAGAGGUGUCGCCAUCGACCGUCUUUGCGGUUGCGUGUAUCCUCGAGGGCGCGCCGUUCAUCAACGGGUCUCCCCAGAACACGUUUGUGCCGGGAGCGGUGCAGCUGGCCGAACGUCACAACGCCUUCAUCGGCGGUGACGACUUCAAGUCUGGCCAGACGAAGAUGAAGUCGGCGCUUGUGGACUUCCUCAUCAACGCGGGCAUCAAGCUCACGUCCAUUGCGUCGUACAACCACCUCGGCAACAACGACGGCCGCAACUUGUCCAGCGAGCGCCAGUUCCGCAGCAAGGAGAUCAGCAAGUCCAACGUCGUGGAUGACAUGGUGGCUGCGAACUCGGUGCUGUACAAGGAGGGCGAGCACCCCGACCACACCGUCGUCAUCAAGUACAUGCCGGCGGUUGGCGACAACAAGCGCGCCCUCGACGAGUAUUACGCCGAGAUCUUCAUGGGUGGCCACCAGACCAUCUCCAUCUUCAACGUGUGCGAGGACUCUCUGCUCGCGAGCCCGCUGAUCAUCGAUCUCGUGCUCGUCACUGAGAUGAUGACGCGCAUCCAGUGGCGCGCGAGCGGAAAGGAGGAGUACGCCGGCUUCCACUCUGUGCUCAGCAUCCUGAGCUACAUGCUCAAGGCGCCCCUCACCCCGCCCGGCACGCCCGUCGUCAACGCCCUCGCGAAGCAGCGCACCGCGAUGACGAACAUCUUCCGCGCGUGCGUCGGCCUCGAGCCUGAGUCGGAUAUGACGCUCGAGCACAAGCUGUUCUAGGCUUCUGACUUUAGUGCGUGCUGCUGCUAACAUCGGCGCGUGCUUGGUGGCUGGAUGAGCGCGCACUUCAACAUGCGUGCGAUGUUGUUGUUUUACUUUGAUCCUCACUGUAGUCGCUCUUUAUAAAUAGGUUUGCCAAAUUGCGUGGGUGU